AUGACUCCUUUCGACCCCAAGAAAGAUGAUGGGUUACCAGGGCCCAUUGACAUCGACAUGUUACUCAGGCACGCCUAUGAGACACUACAAUCUACGCCCAUAGCCAAGCCCCCAUGCGAGUGUGCCUACUGCAUCAACGGCUUUUAUACUGUCGAGGCUCAAUCCACAUUCGGUCGAACUGGUCAAUUUUAUUGCUACAGGCUCUCCGAUGAGGAUGCGGAGCGCAGAGUGCUCUUGGCGGUCAGGAAAAUGGAUAAUCUCCAAAGCGCAUUGACAGAGCGUCUGGAUGUCUUCGCUGAUAUAUUAAUGAGCCGGUGGAUCAAACAAAGCCAAGCAAAGCGUGAAGCUUUAUUAAAGGAGGCAGCUCCGGAUCUUGAAGAGAAGCAAUGGCUUCUUCCGCGGUACUGGCUCCUACACCCACAGUCUUCCCUACUUGGGAGAUUACAGAAGGGGAGGCGUCAACUCCUUUUGCCUUGGCUGAACGUGGAAGUGUUGAAGACUAAUCCUGCAGUUCUCUUUGCCUUGCUGCACUACAGGACAGCCUAUUCUCCGCAGCAGUGGGCAGCGUUCGAUAGCCAACAACUUGAUCAAAGUUGGGCAUCUGGAUAUCUCAAUGUUGACUUCUCACCAAAAUGUGUUGUCAUGCAUGGACACAAAUACGGAUCGCUGGUGGAUUGGGACCAAAAUGCGGCCCAUCGAGCUGAUAUAUUGGGCUUCCCCCGGGCUUCCCUCGUUCUCGAAGCGCAGGCAUACCUCAUGGAAGUCCUCCACAAUAUCGUGACCAAGAUCCUCGAAGGUGUCGACAAUUCACAACCCCCUCGGAUCAACAAGUGGAGAAAUCUCAUCAGCAACGCUGCGUUUAGAGAGACGGGAGCAGUAGAAUUCUGGUCCCCAUACACGAAUCAAGCCUUCUCAGCGCCACCGCAGUUCGAUAGUAAAUACCUGGUCUCGCUCGCCGAGACUCGACUGCACGCAACGGAAGACCAUCUCUGGCACUUGCAGUGCAAUGCCGCAUACAUGCGGCGGUACCUGAAGAUCAUGUUUGCAACCGGAGUCUUCAAGAGCUCAGAUUUCUACCAGGGUCGGGUGCUUGUCGAACGCAUUCACGUCGAGGUGUUUAGUUAUCAUUGGUGGCGCUGGACCGCAAUGGAGUGCAGACAUGUCGACGCAGCGCGAGGCAGAUUUCGCGACAGCGUAUAUCCUGGCGCCGCCCUGCCCAUUCACUAUGACCGAGCUCUCGGUGGCCUAGAGUUCCUCCUUGUCAACCAGAUCUGUUUCAAGAUCGCUUACCUCCAGGAUCUCUUGCCGCUUGUCCCAGGACUUCAAAAACACUGGAGCUUCGAGCCCUACGCGCAACCACACUUGCCCUAUAUUGGCACCAAUCGCCGGAAGACGCCCGUCAACACACAGGAGUCUUUCAACAAUGACCGUCUUGACUGGUGCCUGGUCAGGUUGUUGGCAAAUCCCUGCGACCCAACCGUCUUCGAUCCCGCCACGCUUUUCGCAAUGCUGCAGGAGCACAUGCAGAAUAACCCGUCUGAGAGAAAUAGAUUGGAUGAAUUGACCUACCAGGUGCUGUCGGAUCUCGCAACUUGCCAUGAAAUGCUCAUGGCUGUCCAUUUCCAUCGACCGAAGAAUACCCCUGGAACGGCCUGCGACUUCGAAACUCUAAAAGAGAGACACAGCUGCUUACUAGCGUUACAAAUGAGAAAGAACGAUGACGCAGAAUAUUCCCGUGACCGCCAGAACAUCGGCAAGUCACUUUUGAAGACCUUCUCUCCUGCAAAUGCACCAGCGGGCCCAAAAACUCCUGCCUGGUUAGCGAAGUCCCAGCAGCUCCGUGCUGAUCUGGAGACGUUUUGGGAAUCGAUAAGAAGAACACUCAGGAAAGAAUACAAAGACUGUGAUCUCAGUCCGGCAGAGGCUGACGAACUUCUUGAGGUGAUUUCUGUGAAUCUGACCGAUCAAUAUCGACAAGACAAACAGCGAGAGGACAAUGAAGUUCUCGCGGCCAUUCAUGAACGCAACAGGCCACAACCAGUGACCAAGUUCUUCAACGGGGCCGAAACCUGUUCCACGACUGCGACUAUUAUCCCACGCCUGGAAAAGACAAAAACGAGGGGGACCCCAAAGCCUCCCUUAGUCGAAGAUGAGACGCCAGAUGUACAAGCAGAAACUACCGCAGUGGUCAACAUUGCCACAAUCAAAGUGGCCAAGCAAUGGUUGGAUGUCUUUCACCUCAUGUUCCCCGAGAAGGACGGUGCCGCGAAAGAUGUAACGUGGGACAGAUUUGUCCACGCCAUGGCAGAUGCGGGAUUCACUGCCAGGAACAACGGGGGGUCACACGUGUCGUUCAAGCAGCGUGAUGGGGAGGGCAGGAUUGUCUUUCAUAGACCUCACCCUGUACCCAAGAUUGACCCCGUCAUGUUGCGGGUCAUGGCCCAGAGAAUGGCGAAGCGGUUUGGAUGGAGGCGAGAGCUGUUUGUUUUGCGCGAUGACGCCACCCAAGCUUAG
Molecule: messenger RNA, 2514 nt
Organism: Metarhizium robertsii ARSEF 23
Lineage: Eukaryota; Fungi; Ascomycota; Sordariomycetes; Hypocreales; Clavicipitaceae
Exons: 1
Coding region: 1-2514 (837 amino acids)
Molecular function (GO): mRNA binding
Source: RefSeq, a predicted model, not a curated record